AUGUUGUACAAGACAGUAAUCACCGCUGGUUUCGUUGCAGCCGUCGCGGCGGUCCCAGCUUCUAUCAGUCAGAUCAGUGAUGGUCAAAUACAAGCCGCCGCUUCUGCCACAGGUUCUGCAGCAGCUUCGAACUCUGCUCCAUCAUUUGGCUCUUAUUCCUACAAUCAGCAACCGUCUUUGAACAGUGCAGCAGUCUCAUCGGUUGCUUCAGUUGCCGGAAUUCCAGCAUCAGAAAUUCCAGGAGCCACUGUUCCUGCCCCGCCCGUUAUCAGCCCCGAAGUCACUGGUGUUACAAGCCAUGGUCCUUAUAGUGGCACACCAACUACUACUGGUGCUUUAAGUACCAUAGCACUCGCUAGUCGGGUACCAAUCCUGCCAGCCAGACAAGCAGAGACAACCUAUGUACCUGACGGUACCCUUCACGAACCACAGCCAAUUCCAUAUCAACCAGCAGGUGGUUUAGGAACAAAUGGUACAGAGCCAGUCUACCGUGUCCAAUCUGAUUUCGAUUAUCAAUCCAUCCUUUUGGGUCUUUACCAAGAGUGGAUUGAACUUGAUCUCUUCCAUGACAUUCUCGCCAAAUUUUCCGAAGAGGAAUUCACAGCUGCCGGUCUCACUCCCAGCGAUCGAUUCCUUAUAGAGUUCAUGGCCGAUCAAGAGUCUGGUCACGCUACCCUGCUUUCGAAUUUGCUUGGAGGACCAGGAGGUGCAACACCACAAUGCACAUACAAUUAUCCUUACAGUACAGUUACUGAAGCAUUUGACUUUGCUCAAAAGCUUACCAGAUUUGGAGAGUCUGGAGUGUGGGGUUUCCAAUCUCAUCUCGAUUCACGUGAAGUUGCACAACUUCUCGAUCAAUCUAUUGCCACCGAAGCACGUCAGCAAAUGAUCUUCCGUCAAUUUGCAGGCCUCUUCCCUAUGCCAGUUUGGUUUGAGACCGGUAUCCCUCAAUCUUGGGCUUGGACUCUUCUCGCUCCAUACAUUUCCUCUUGCCCAUCCGACUCCAAGCGUCUUGUUUGGCAAAACUUCCCACGACUCAUUGUUCUAAACCAACCAAACAUCGCUCGACGUAAUGCCACCCAAACUGGUUUCAACGAGACUGUUGGAUUUGGAGCUGCUGCACCAAGCAAGUCAAACUUAACUCAAAUUGAUUCUUGUAUUGGUAACAACGUCACUGGUUUCGAUUGCUCAGCAUCCGUCUCCCAAAACCGAUCUAUUCCUCUCUCCUAUCCAGGACGCGAAGUCUUCCUCCAAUGGGAUAACCCAGGACAAGCUGUUGGACCAAACAACUCCUACGUUACCUCCACCGGCGCUGGUGCACCAGAAUUUGCUAUGUGGGUUUCGCAGUUGAAUGUUACAUAUUCACCUCUCAUGAACGUUUCAUCAGCCAAUGGUGUUAACUAUGGUAUGACCAUCCAACCAGAUGUUUCUACCUAUGAGGGUGACCCAGCUAUUAACGGUACUAUGUUCUUGGCUUUGACGGAUACAAACCACGUGUAUACUGCUUUUAACUUGUCAAAUGUCAAUCCACAUGUGGUUGCUUUGGCUAUGUAUCAAGCUGGUUAA
Messenger RNA from Sclerotinia borealis F-4128, 1566 nucleotides. The record is from the annotation of a GenBank genome assembly. Lineage: Eukaryota; Fungi; Ascomycota; Leotiomycetes; Helotiales; Sclerotiniaceae.